Saccostrea echinata is the source of this 7797-nucleotide messenger RNA. RefSeq lists its product as uncharacterized. NCBI's taxonomy places the organism in Eukaryota, Metazoa, Mollusca, Bivalvia, Ostreida, Ostreidae. The transcript is spliced from 46 exons. The record is from RefSeq and is a predicted model, not a curated record.
AUGAAUCUGAGAAUUCUUCAAUUUACUCUAGUGCUGGUAAAUGGAAUCCUUACAAAAGUUAUUGCUCAAGACCCUUGCUCUGCAUCAGUGUAUACAGAACUGGGAGAUUUAGCGAAAAGAAACCCAACUUACGUCCAGGAUUCUGUCCCAGUAUGUGACAGAUACAUUGAUCGGAAGUGGUAUAGGGCACGCUUCCACCAGAUGCCAACAUCCGCGCCUUCAUUAGGGAUGUGUGGGACAACGUAUCCCUACUGGAUGGAUGAACCAGGCUCUUCAUGUGUUACUGAAGUUCCAUCAAGUAUAACAGUAGCUUACCACAGCGUUUCCUGGACAACAGUAAUAGUAGGAAUAAAGACGAUACAUGAACCCGAUGUUCAUUUUGUCUGUCAGUUUCAAAGAUUGGCUGACCAGAAUCUUUAUUACGAAAUCACGUGGUAUGUUGACAAUACAGAAGUUUUCCGCAAUCAAACAAUAUCUGCAUCCGAUGCAGCUUUGUUAUCAGGGACGCAGAUGCUGGCUAAAGGCAAGAAGGCUAACUCGAUGAUCCACUGUGUGGUUGGGGCAAAAUUUAAGAUAGGUGACAGUCCUUGCGAAACCAAUCCAAGUUCUCUAUUCUUUGCAGGAAUAAAGGUUUUGACCCCAAUACUUCGCAUCAAUAGGGGUCAAAGUGCAGAAGUGGAACUACAGCUUACAAUACCAUUUAUAAAUCAAAAUGGAAUUCUAAACCUUCCGGGGAACACAAUAAACGAUCAGACUCCACUGUAUAUACAAAUGGCUGUACAUAACAGCUCCUCGAGCGUCUGUGACGAUCCAAAUAGAAGAUCUUGUGAUACUGAAAUCAAGGCUUUCAAAUACCACGAAAGGGAUAAAUACAACACAAAUGAUUGGAAAGUUGUACACAAAAUAAAAGUUCAAAAUAAACACGAUGGUGACUUCAGACUAAUCGACAAACACAUCACUCUGCGUUUUGAUACUGGAUUAACAAAUGGUCCAGGUAGCAAAAUCUGGGAAUAUAUCACGCUUCCAGAUAUACAGGUUUAUAUAGAAGACAGCAGUUCAGCGUGGAAGGGGAAAAAUUGUGAAUCUCACACAGAUCCACAUAUGAAGACAUUUGAUGGAAAAUAUUAUGAAUGUCAGUUGGAUGGGACUUUUAUAUUGUACCGAAACCAAAUCUUCCAACAAGAGGUACAAGAAAAACACCAUAUGUGCCAUCCUGCCUAUUCCUACCCAAGAUGCACGUGUGCUGUUGCUGUAAGAUCAGGAAAAGACGUUUUCAUCGUAGAUAUAUGCAAUACGCAAACGGUCAUCAACUUCCCUUCUUGUGAGGAUAAAGUUUUAAAAGUCAUCAAAGCAUCUGACAAAUUCUACAAGGUCAUUUUACCAACAGGAACGUUAGUGGAAAUUAAAUUUGUAUCCUGGCCGAAUUGGAAUGACUGGCAGUUAAACAUUGACAUUUUCCCCUCACCUUCUGAUGUAGGGAAUUCUAGCGGACUGUGUGGAAUCCUUGAUGAUAAUUACAGAAAUGACUUCACUUGGAAUAAUCCUGAUAAGACAGUGGACAACCCUGAUCUCUACCACUAUUAUAAUCAUCCAAACGGAUUUUCUGAUUCCUGGAGGGUUAAAAAUGGUGAAAAAGACCUCUUUGACAACAAUGUCUAUGGUAGUCUGAAUUCCAUAACCACAGUUUUCGAUCGUAUUUGUACCUGUAAAAAGAAAGCCAACAAUCCCCAGGACGGAGACAUUGUCUGUAGUUACGGUAAUUACAAGAACUGCAAGUUUGCGGUGGGAAAAAGAUACUUCUGUAUCUUAAAUCCUGAAGGGCAGUUGAGAAGAAAAAGAGAUUUACGCCAUUUACAGUCGUUAGCAGCCAGUCAUUUACCUAAACUUGUACUUACUUAAUUCCGUUGUCUCUUGAAUCAGAAUCGAGUAAAACGACAGACUAAUACUGAUGUGAUGUCAAACGAGAAUGCAACGGCCAUAUGCAAUGAAGCAUUUCAAGCAUCGGAUUCGUAUUUGAUGUGUCAGGAGCACGUCAGUGAUCUUGCAAACACGUCAUUGUUUAAUUGUAUUUCUGAUGUCAUGAUGACUGGAGACGUGAACAUCACUAAAAUUCACAUAGAAGCAGCUCUAGAGCAAUGUUCAACUUUUGUUGUUUUAAAUAGUACUUUCCAGGAAACAGAACCAGAUAUAACAUACAGAAUUGAGAGUCUUUGUGAAAACAACUGUAGCGGAAAUGGUAUAUGCAAUUCUGGUAACUGUACUUGCAAUAGUGGGUAUGCAGGAAGCGAUUGUUCCUUUGAUCUGUCUGGUCCUCCGUCAAUAACACACAUCUCUGACUUCGGAUUAUGUGACAGGUCUUCCGAAGCGUGUGAUGAAAUUACUCUAUAUGGCAAAUACUUUCUGGAAAAUAUGAACACAACUUGUUACUUGAGGAGAAAAACGCUGGCUGAGGAUGGUACAAUUUUGUCCGAACAAAACUAUGAAGCCAGUCUUCAAGAAAGGACAUUGUUUGAGGGGUACUGUCCCCUUGAUUACAACACAGAUGACCACUGGAUCACAAAAUUUAGUUUCAAUGUCUCAAAUGACGGCAGUAGAUAUACUGACAACUAUAAUGUCUACACCUAUCAGGCUCUCUGUCAGGAACUCAGGAAUGAUACCGGGAACAUAACAUUUAUAUUUAAGGAUGGUUAUUGCUACAUUAACAAUACUUGUGUGGCUGCUGGAGAUACAAAUAAAGACAAUCUCUGUGAUAUCUGCAAUACUGCAAAUAAUAAAUAUCAGUGGUCAUUCAACACAGGACACUGUUUUAUUGAUGGGAAGUGUUUCAAAGCUGGAGCAAUAAAUGGAACAAAUCCUUGCAGUGUGUGUAACCCAUCUCUCAACAUAACAGCCUGGUCUCCUAAUCCAGGGUUCUGUUUUAUUGGUGACAUCUGUUAUUUUGAUGGUCAAAUUAAUCCAAACAACAACUGUGACGUUUGUCAGUCAAAUAUAUCACAGAAUGACUGGAUAUUCAAUGAAGGUUACUGUCUCAUCGAUGGAUUGUGUGUCAAGAACGGAGACGCACAUGUCAGUAUGGACUGUAAAAUGUGUAACACCAGUGUAAAUAAAAACAUAUGGCAAUUAAAGAAUGGUUAUUGUCUCAUAGAAGAUUCUUGUGUUGUGGAUGGAGGCACAAACUCCACGUACCCCUGUCUGUAUUGUAAUGUCUCGGAAAAUCAGCUCUCUUGGAGCAAAAACCCAGAUUAUUGCCUGAUUGACGGUUUCUGUAUUAAAGAAGGUGAAAAUCUUACAUCUCACAAUUGUAAAAUUUGUGAUCCAAGUGAGAACAAGACAGGUUGGACACUCUCAGGAGGAUACUGUUUGAUACACAACGUGUGUGUAAUGGACGGAGAAUCUAACAACACAUAUCCUUGUAACUCGUGUAACACCUCAAACAGUGUUCACACGUGGUCACGGAAUCCUGGAUAUUGCUUCAUAGACAACAUGUGUGUAAGUGAUGGACAGAGAAACACGACCAAUAGUUGCCUCUACUGCAAUACAUCUAUAGAGCUGAAUAAUUGGUCCAUUCACUCACAUUAUUGCCUGAUUGAUGGCUCCUGUAUUAAAGAAGGUGAAAAUCUUACAUCUCACAAUUGUAAAAUCUGUGAUCCAAGUGAGAACAAGACAGGUUGGACACUCUCACGAGAUUACUGCCUCAUAAGUGAUGCAUGCGUCAUCGAUGGAGGAGCAAACACAACACACCCAUGUGAAAUCUGUAACAUCUCGGUCAGCAACUACAUGUGGACACAAGACACAGGAUAUUGUAACAUUGAUGGAUUAUGUGUCAACGAUGGAGAAAGAAAUGUGUCCAACGAAUGCUACUACUGUAACACGUCUAAGGGACGUAAUGUUUGGUCAUUUAAUUCAGACUAUUGUAACAUUGAGAACCUGUGUAUUGCUGAUGGACAGAAGAAUGUGUCAAAUCAAUGUCUCUAUUGUAAUGCAUCUCAAAGACGAGACAGUUGGUCAUUAAGUGAAGGAUACUGUUUGAUACACAAUGUGUGUGUAAUGGACGGAGAAUCCAACAACACUUAUCCUUGUAACUUUUGUAACACCUCAAACAGUGUUGACACGUGGUCACGAAAUCCUGGUUACUGUAAAAUCGAUGACAAGUGCAUACAAGAAGGAGAAAACCACACCCUUUAUAGCUGCAAAGUUUGUGAUACUACUCAGGACAGAGGCAACUGGACAAUAGCAGCAGAUUAUUGCCUUAUCAGUGAUAUGUGUUUUCGUGACGGAGAAUCCAACAAGACUUAUCCAUGUAAUAUCUGCAACAUUUCACGGAGUAGAUACACUUGGUCACCUAACAAUGCAUACUGCGAGGUAGAUAACAUGUGUAUUCCCAAUGGACAGAAGAAUUCAUCCAGUGAAUGUUUCUUUUGUAACACAUCCCUUGGUCGAACUGCGUGGUCGCUUAUUCAAGAUUGUCCCCUAACAACAAAGGAACAAGCUGAUGAAUCAACAACAACAGAACAAACAACAAGUAUAACUGAACCAACAACAACCAUAAAAACAACUAGUACAGCUGAACCCACAACAACCAUACAGACAACAAGUACAGCUCAACCCACAACGACCAUCCAAACAACAAGCACAGCUGAACCCACAACUACCAUACAGACAGCAAGCACAGCUGAACUCACAACUACCAUACAAACAACAAGUAGAGCUCAACCCAAAACAACCAUCCAAACAACAAGCACAGCUCAACCCACAACAACAGUACAAGCAACAAGUAAAGCUCAACCCACAACAACCAUACAGACAACAAGUACAACUGAACCCACAACUACUAUCCAAACAAGUACAACUGAAGCCAAAACAACAGAACAAACAACAAGUACAGCUGCACCCACAACAACCAUACAAACAACAAGCGCAGCUGAACCUAGAACUACCAUCCAAACAACAAGUACAAUUGAACCCAUGACACCAGUACAAACAACAAGUACAGCUGAAUCCACAACAACAGUACAAACAACAAGUACAACGGAACCCACAACAGCCAGACAAACAAGUACAGUUGAAGGAACUUCAACCAGCAGUAAAUUGAAGACAACUCAGGACAGAACGACCACAUCAUCUUGUGUUGAAAUGAAUAUUAAAAGCAUUACCGUAUCUUAUUACAACGUGUCUUGGAACACAUCAGUCAAAACAGAGGGAGCGACAAAGCGGACCGUACACAAUCCUUCUGUCAAUUUAAAAUGUCAAUUUGCAACCUCUCCUGACGACCAGGUCUUCUACAAAGUGGAGUGGUAUGUUAACAAUCACACACUCAUUAAAUCAGAAGUACUAGGAGGAUCGUCUGACAAACAUGCUACAUUAUCGCUAUACGAUUUGAUUUCAAUGAACAGGAAGUCUGGAAUACAGAUGAAUGACACUAAACUCAGUCUUCCAAGAAAAGGCAAAGCCCAGUCUGGAUUUUACUUAACUGUUCCAUUCGUCACACAAACAGUCAUCUUAAAUGAUACCAUACAGGCGCUUCGCCCCCUGAGGGUUCACAGUAAUAUUAUCCCCAUGUCAGAGAACGGUUGUAAAGGAUCUAUAGGAGUGGAUCAAUGUUCUGUAGAAAUCAGUGCGUAUUCCUAUGAUGAAAAGAACAGGUAUGAAUCAGAUGAAUGGAGAAAAGUACACUACAUCACGGUGUAUCACAUUGACACAGAUGGUUAUAGCAUCGAGACAACAGCCAAUCUUUAUUUGAGGACAAGUGAAAACGAAGAUGGAUUUUUUCAUAACAUAUCUUUAGAUAAUACGUCGAUUCAAAUCUUUGAAGCGAAGGAAACAUGGAAGGGAAAAUCAUGCGGGUCAAAAACUGAUCCUCAUUUAUACACAUUUGAUGGAGUUGCAUUUGAAAGCCACAUUGAAGGAGAGUUCAUUUUGUAUCGUAAUUCGUUAUACAAUCAAGAGAUUCAAACUCGACACGAGAAAUGCCACACGAACUACCCUUUCCCGCAGUGUACAUGUGCUGUUUCUGUGCAGUCAGGAAGUGACGUGUUUAUGAUUGACAUUUGUGGAAACAACAAUUUUAUGGAUUUUCUUAGAUGUCAAGAUAACGUCAUUGAAGUAUAUAAAAUCACGGACAAACUCUACAAGGUUUUCCUUCCGACCGGCACCACCGUGGUUGUGUCUUUGGUUGAGUGGCCUGUUGAAGGAUCCUGGCAGAUAGAUAUAGAUAUCUACCCAUCACUUGCUGACGUAAACAACACUGCAGGUCUCUGUGGAACCUUAGAUGGCGAUAGAGGAAACGAGUUUACCCAUCCAAAUGGAAGCAGCGAUAGUUCGGCGCUCGAAUAUCCAGAUGAUUUUUCUAGAUCUUGGAUGGUCCAGAACGAUGAAAAUCUCUUAAAUAGCGCACCGUCAGAUCGACCACCAAUAUCCCCCAAUCUCGAGAAGAUCUGUACUUGUUCUCCAAGUGGAAAUCAGUGUACUUAUCAGACAUUUUCACAAUGUUCAAAAGCAACAGGGAAGCGGUACUAUUGCACUCAAACAGCAAACCAGAUACAGUCACUACGUAAAAAGAGGGAUGUUUAUUUGAAUAGUUAUCUACCGCCUUCUUUACACGUACGUACUAAUAAGGAGCGACAUAAACGGUCUCAGUCAAUUUAUGUCACAACAGAGGCUGAAGCAGAGAAUGUCUGUAAAUCUGCCUUUAACAGUUCAGAGCCAUUCCAGACAUGUAAACAAUAUGUCAGUGACAUGACCAAUGCCUCUUUAUUGAACUGCAUAAUGGAUGUCAGAUUGACUGGGGAUGAAAACAUAACAGCUAUCCAUAUCGAAGCUGCUCUUAAGCAGUGUGUCAACUUCCUAGAUUUGAAUACCACACUGAAAACAGAGCAACCGGAUGUCACGUAUCAACUUCAGUCGCUAUGCUCAAAUAACUGUAGUGGUCGUGGCAUUUGCAAGGAGGGUAACUGCACUUGUGACUUUGGUUUCGGAGGAAGUGACUGCUCCUUCAAUGUCCAAGCACCACCAACGAUUCUAAGCAUAUCUCCGAAUAGAUCCUGUGACAUGUCUCUGCGCACUUGUUCCGAAGUUCUUCUAGAGGGCAGAUACUUCCUAGAGAACAUUAACAAAACAUGUUUCAUAACCAGACAACUAAUUCACUAUGACGACACUGUCGUGGAUACCAAAGACAUUGAACAACCUCUGGAUGACAGAACCCUAUUUCAGGGGGCGUGUCCUUUGCCUGAUGACAGAAGGACCAAAUGGAUAACCAAGUUCACAUUUAACAUAUCUUACGAUGGAAAACAGUUCACUCAAACAUAUUCAGUGUAUAAAUAUCAGUCGGAAUGCCAGGAGAUCUCUUAUGAUAAGGGUGUUGAGCAGUUUUCACUUAAGGCAGGGUACUGUUUCAUUGAUAACAAAUGCGUAAGAAGAGAAACUUUAAAUCCGGGCAACAGCUGUGAGGUUUGCAGUCCUUCAAGUCAAAAGUUUGACUGGUCAUUGCAUAAAGAUUGUGUUUCAACCACGUUUUCACCAACAACCAAAUCUCCAAUAUCCAGUCCAGCUUUCAUCAUAAGUGUCUCUGCUGUUUCCUUUGUUUUUGUUGUGACUUUAAUAGUUGCCAUUCUUGUCUGGCGAUAUCGAUCGUCUGCUGGACGUCACUUAAAUGAUGAUGACUCAACAAAGGACUUAAAGCUUCAAAAGUGGAGGACUUACUUUGACGAGGGGGGAAAAUUCAAUGAGUUUUACAUACCUAGAGGUCGACGGCACUCUGGUCAGCAUUAUACGAACUGUGAAAAUAACUAUCAGUGCUGA